This is a messenger RNA of Oldenlandia corymbosa var. corymbosa, 1407 nucleotides long. The record is from the annotation of a GenBank genome assembly. Lineage: Eukaryota; Viridiplantae; Streptophyta; Magnoliopsida; Gentianales; Rubiaceae.
AUGGCGACUGAUUACUUCACUGAACCUCUAAAUCCAACUAAAAGAAAGAAGCCCUUCACAGCUAAACUAGGAUUUAUGGCACGAUUGUCACCAACUGGAAUCAGAUGUUUGCUCAUAGUUGUGGUCUUUAGCUUGGUGGGUUGCUUCCUCUUGCUUCGCCCAAAGACCAAAACUAUCCCAAAAUCUGUGAUUCUUCCGGUUAUGAAGAUUCAAAUGCCGAUUCCAGAGUACGGUGGACUUCACGAGGUGGAAAAACUGGAAAUUCCUACGUUAUCAAAGAGGCAAGCCACAAAAACAACAAGCCUGGUGGAUGAGUUUCUUGACAGGGAUUCUCAGGUUAGGUCCUUUUUCUUCCCUGAUGUUAGAAAUGCCGUAGAUCCCAGAAAGAAAAGGCAAAAGUUUAAUUAUUAUCCCGGAAGAAUAUGGUUGGAUACCGAUGGGAAACCAAUACAAGCUCAUGGAGGUGGGAUUAUGUAUGAUGAGAUGCUAGGAAAAUACUAUUGGUAUGGCGAAUAUAAGGACGGUCCAACUUACCGAGUUAAUGGAAAUCGCACUGCCAGAGUCGACAUCAUUGGAGUUGGGUGUUAUUCUUCAGAGGAUUUGUGGACUUGGAAAAAUGAAGGGAUUGUGCUGAAAGCCGAAGAACAAGAUCAAAAUCAUGAUCUUUACAAGUCCAAUGUUCUGGAGAGGCCUAAAGUGAUCUACAAUGAAGGAACAGGUACGUAUGUGAUGUGGAUGCACAUUGAUAAUGCAAAUUAUAGUAAAGCUGCAAUUGGAAUUGCUGUCAGUGAUUUUCCAACUGGUCCAUUCAGAUAUCUAUAUAGCAUUAAGCCUCACAGAUUCGAAAGCCGGGACAUGACAGUUUUCAAAGAUGAUAAAUACUGUAAAGCAUAUUUGUAUUACUCUUCCAUGCGCAACAAAGAAAUUCACAUCAGUCCACUCAGAGAAGAUUUCCUUCAUGUCUCAAAUGUUGUGAAAAAGGUUUUAAUAGGACAAUACAGGGAAGCCCCAGCUGUGUUCAAGCACAAGGGAUUGUAUUACAUGAUCACAUCAGGUUGUAGUGGUUGGGCACCCAAUGAGGCCCUGGCUCAUGUGGCCGAAUCGCCUAUGGGGCCUUGGGAGACCAUCGGAAACCCUUGUGUUGGUGCAAACCAAGAUUUCAGGGCGACCACCUUCUUUGCUCAGGGUACAUUUGUGCUUCCCAUGCCAAAGGGGCCUCAUGGAUCGUUUAUCUUCAUGGCAGAUCGUUGGAAGCCAGAUGACUUGGGCGACUCGAGAUAUUUAUGGCUACCUCUAUAUGUAGAUGAAGCCGGUUACCAACCGCUUCAUAAUGUUUCUAGGAGACCGCAGGUGUUGAUAUUUUGGCAUGAAAGAUGGAGGAUGCCUUCCAAGGUGGGUGGCAAUUAG